CGUCACACUCGGAACAACACAGCAUUGUCACUUAGAAAUUUGAAACAUUUCCACUUCCAAAAAUCACAAGUAUAAAAUGUAUCAUAUCCGGUGGAGGUUUUAAAAGAAGAGUGGCCUUCUUAACCGUCGGAGCUACCAAAUGACGUGAUUGAGGAGAGACGAUGCUAUGCCCCGCAUACUACCUUCACCGAACAAAAACACCACCUCAUUCAGAUGUUCUGAACAAAGAAAGCCUAAGCCAUUCUCACUUCCUCACUUCUCAUACAUCUCUGCUCCUCCUGCUUCCUCGUUAUACACACUUUCCACAGUCGCAACACGGCCGGUCCUGACAAUCCAAGAUGGCCUCAACCUCCGCUCCAUCGCCCUCGGAGGCAUCAGCACCAACAACAGACACCCAUCAUACCCAAUCCCAAAACUCACCAGCACUCAACAACAACAACAAAGACUACGACCUCUCCACCCCCAUCGACCCCAACAACAGCGUCGGCGGCCUCCGCCAAAACCUCACCUCCUACGGCGACGCCCACUUCUCGCUCUUCAUGCGCAAGCUCUUCAUCAAGGCCAUGGGCUACAGCGAAGACGCGCUCUCGCGGCCCAUCAUUGGUAUCGUCAACACUUACUCCAGCUUCAACCCUUGCCAUGCCAACAUGCCGCAGCUCAUGGACGCCGUGAAGCGGGGGGUUCAGCUCAACGGCGGGCUGGCUAUUGAUUUUCCUACGAUUAGUUUGCAUGAGUCGUUCGCGAGUCCGACGAGCAUGUACCUGCGGAAUCUGAUGAGUAUGGAUACCGAGGAGAUGAUUUUGGCGCAGCCGGUUGAUGCUGUGGUUUUGAUUGGAGGAUGUGACAAGACGACUCCAGCUCAGUUAAUGGGUGGCAUCUCAGCCAACAAACCCAUCAUCCACCUAGUAACAGGCCCCAUGAUGCCCGGUAGUUUCCAAGGGACUCGCGUCGGCGCGUGUACAGACUGCCGGAACAACUGGGCCAAAUUCCGCGCCGGGACGCUCGACAUGGAGGACAUGGCCGCCCUAAACGAGGAGCUCGCGCCCACGUCCGGGACCUGCGGCGUAAUGGGUACGGCCUCAACAAUGGCCUGCCUCCUCGUCGCCCUCGGCCUGAUGCCGCUUUCCUUACCCUCCGCCACCGCCCCCGCCGUCUCGUCCGCUCGUUUACGGGUUGCCGAGCACACCGGCGCCCUGGCCGUGCAGCUCUCGCAAUCCCAACUGAAGCCUCAGGACCUCCUGACGUGCGAGUCUUUUCUUAAUGCCAUCACGGUCCUGCAAGCCAUCGGCGGCUCCACCAACGCCAUCGUCCACCUGAUGGCCAUCAUCAACCGCCACCCUUCUCUUGCGGGAACUAUUUCGUUGAAAACCAUCGACGACAUCGGCCGCAAAACCCCGCUCCUCGUCGACCUCAAGCCGUCGGGUAACAACUACAUGACCGACUUCCACAACGCAGGCGGCAUGCUCGCCCUGCUGCACCAACUACGUCCACUCCUACACCUCGACGCCCUGACCGUCACCGGCCGCACGUUGGGGGAGGAACUCGAUUCCAUCCCCUUUCGCCCCCUUCCUUCGGGUACCGAACUAGGCCAAAUCAUCCACCCCCUCUCCUCACCCCUCUACCCCUCCUCCAGCCUCAUCGUCUUCGACCCCUCCAUCUCCAACCUCUGUCCCCUAGGCGGCGCCGUCAUCAAAGCCUCGGCCUCCAAAUACCGGCGUCUGCUUCAACACCGCGGCCAAGCCGUGGUUUUCCACGGUCCAGCCGACCUAGCUCGCCGGAUCGAUUCCCCGGACCUCAACGUCACGCCCGACUCGGUCCUGAUCCUCCAACACAUCGGCCCCGUCGGCUUGCACAGCCCAGGCAUGCCGGAGGCGGGCAUGAUUCCCAUUCCGCGCAAGUUGGCCUUACAGGGGGUGGAGGACAUGUUGAGGAUCUCGGAUGGAAGGAUGUCGGGGACGGCGGGCGGGACAAUCGUGUUGCAUGUCAGUCCGGAGGCGGCGGAUCCGGAGAGCGUGUUGGGGGUGGUGAGGGAUGGGGACUGGGUUGUUUGUGAUGUGGAGGGGAGACGGUUGAAUGUGGCGUUGUCGGGGGAAGAGAUUGAAAAACGGAAAAGGGAGAGGAGGGAGGGAAUGAAGAAAGGUUUUUCUAAAGAGGAGGAGGAGAAAGGGAAUUGGCAGAAGAGAGAGGGGAUGAGGGGGUAUAGAGGGUUGUAUAUGCGGGAGGUGAAUCAGGCGGAUGAAGGGGCGGAUUUUGGGUUUUUGACGGCUGCUGGACCAAAAGGGAAAGGGAAGGGGGAAGUGAAAGGGGAAGGGGGAGGAGAAGGGGCAAAGUGAGGUUAUUCAGAGGGUCAACCUUUGAUGAUGGAAAACGUACCUUGGGCUUCGGUCCUCCUGAGGGAGUGGCUGUGAACGGUCGGCCUUCUAGCAGUUAUGCCUCAACCGAGUAGAGUCGGUACACCGGCGGUCACCUUUCUUUCACCUUAGCUCCUACCU
Neurospora tetraspora is the source of this 2492-nucleotide messenger RNA. RefSeq names its product dihydroxy-acid/6-phosphogluconate dehydratase. Lineage: Eukaryota; Fungi; Ascomycota; Sordariomycetes; Sordariales; Sordariaceae. Bases 339 to 2333 code for a protein of 664 amino acids. The transcript is spliced from 2 exons. The record is from RefSeq and is a predicted model, not a curated record. Gene Ontology annotation, molecular function: hydro-lyase activity.